AAAUAUGUUAUGGAGCAUUCUAGUCUGAUAGCGUCAAGCCACAGUUAUUAAGUUUAUGAAAAGACCGUUUGUUAGCAACCGUUUUCUUUAGCUAUCCCGCUAAUCUGCCUAUGAAUGUAUUUUUAAGAUUACAUCAAUCUUCAUAGUUUCUCACUGUUGACAACUCUGUCUGGGUUUGCAUAAGUGCUACUGGUGAUUUUUUUAGGCAUUGUACAUAGUUUACAUGUUAUUUGGCUAGCUAGUUGGCUAAGCUAAAAUGACAUGUAUUGUAUUCCAAGCUUGCUGAUGUCAUCACUCUGCAAGUCAAAGGACAUUUCUAUGUCCGAGACUGUGUGGAGGAAAGAUGGAAAACACGGGCUAUUGCAGCGAGAGCUUCAACAGCCUCCAGAGUGGGACCAGCGAUGAGGAUAUGGUGGAGAUCGCCGGAGCAACGCUGGACUUCUCCAGCACAGAUGACGUGCCUCCUCUGGACCGGGACUUUUGCUCGGGUGGUUCAUAUGGAGGUGUAGACGGGCCCAAUGGGGUUCCUAAAUUGAUGGAUUUGCUAGAUGAGCCGGUGCCUGGGGUGGGCACGUAUGAAGACUUCAACACUAUUGAUUGGGUCCGAGAGAAAUCCAAGGAUCGGGAUCGCCAUCGAGAGAUUGCUACUAAGAGUAAAGAGUCAACCUGGGCUUUGAUGAAGAGUAUCAGUGAUGCUUUCUCUGGCUGGCUCCUCAUGCUGCUCGUAGGGCUGAUGUCAGGUGCGCUGGCUGGUGGGAUUGACAUCUCUGCUCAUUGGAUGACCGAUCUAAAGGAGGGUGUGUGUCUAAAUGGCUUCUGGUUCAACCAUGAGCACUGCUGCUGGAACUCUAAUGAGACCACUUUCCAGGAAAGAGACAAGUGCCCUAACUGGAAAAGCUGGGCUGAGCUCAUUGUAGGUACCAAUGACGGGCCUUUCGCUUACAUCAUGAAUUACUUGAUGUAUGUCUGCUGGGCUCUGCUUUUCUCCUUCCUGGCUGUGUCGUUGGUCAGGGCCUUUGCCCCCUAUGCAUGUGGCUCAGGAAUACCUGAGAUCAAGACCAUACUGAGUGGGUUUAUCAUCAGAGGUUAUCUCGGUAAAUGGACCCUUAUGAUUAAAACCAUCACCCUUGUGCUGGCCGUGUCAUCUGGUCUCAGUCUGGGCAAAGAAGGGCCUUUAGUCCAUGUGGCCUGUUGUUGUGCAAACAUCCUAUGUCACCUCUUCACCAAGUACCGCAAGAAUGAGGCAAAGAGACGAGAGGUAUUGUCUGCUGCAGCAGCUGUUGGUGUGUCAGUAGCUUUUGGCGCCCCUAUCGGUGGUGUUCUCUUCAGUUUGGAAGAGGUAAGUUAUUAUUUCCCUCUGAAGACGCUGUGGCGCUCUUUCUUUGCUGCGUUGGUGGCUGCUUUUACCCUUCGCUCCAUCAACCCGUUCGGUAACAGCAGGUUGGUGCUGUUCUACGUGGAGUUCCACUCUCCGUGGCACCUUCUAGAGUUGAUACCCUUCGUCCUAUUGGGUAUAUUCGGAGGAAUCUGGGGUGCCUUUUUUAUCCGCGCAAACAUCGCCUGGUGUCGGCGACGCAAGACCACACGACUAGGCCAUUAUCCGGUCCUUGAGGUGCUGGUUGUUACCGCGAUUACGGCUGUGCUGGCGUUUCCCAACAGCUACACUCGUAUGAGCACCAGCGAGCUGAUCUCGGAGUUGUUCAACGAUUGCGGCCUGUUGGAUUCCUCGCAGCUCUGUAACUACGCCAACAUCAGCGUUACCAAGAGCAGCAGUAACUCUCUUCCCGACAGGCCGGCGGGGCAUGAUGUCUACACGGCCAUGUGGCAGCUGGCACUGGCCCUGGUCUUUAAGUUGCUCCUUACUGUGGUGACAUUCGGCAUGAAGGUACCUUCAGGUCUCUUCAUUCCCAGUAUGGCCGUAGGUGCGAUUGCAGGCAGGCUACUCGGUGUAGGUAUGGAGCAACUUGCUUAUUACCACCAUGACUGGAUCAUCUUCAGAGGCUGGUGCUCACCUGGAGCAGACUGCAUCACCCCAGGCCUCUACGCUAUGGUGGGAGCUGCUGCCUGCUUAGGUGGUGUGACCCGUAUGACGGUUUCCUUGGUGGUCAUCAUGUUCGAGCUCACGGGUGGUCUGGAAUACAUUGUGCCUCUAAUGGCCGCCACUAUGACUAGUAAAUGGGUGGCAGAUGCCCUGGGUCGAGAGGGUAUCUACGAGGCCCACAUCCGUCUUAACGGAUACCCCUUCCUGGAGUCCAAGGAGGAGUUCAGCCACAAGACUCUGGCCAUGGAUGUGAUGAGACCUCGACGUAGCGACCCGCCUCUCUCCGUGGUGACGCAGGAUGGGAUGAGCGUGGAGGAAGUCGAGGCGCUCAUUGCUGAAACGUCGUACAGUGGUUUUCCUGUGGUGGUCUCGCAUGAGUCUCAGAGGCUUGUGGGAUUCGUGCUGCGCAGGGAUUUGAUUAUCUCUAUUGAUAACGCUCGGCAGCGUCAGGAGGGUGUGGUUAGCCCUUCCAAAAUCUUCUUCACUGAAUACACACCUCCACAACCGCCCAACAGCCCUCCCCCAUUGAAGCUUCGUGGCAUCAUGGAUCUGAGCCCCUUCACCGUUACCGACCACACCGCCAUGGACAUCGUGGUGGACAUAUUCCGCAAGCUGGGCCUGCGCCAAUGUCUCGUCACUCACAACGGGCGUUUACUGGGUAUCAUCACCAAAAAGGACAUUCUGAAACACAUGGCCCAGAUGGCCAACCGAGACCCUGACUCGAUUCUCUUCAACUGAACUGCCAAACUGGCUGUUUGAUAUCACCAGUUUGAAACCAUGUGUUGGGAAGAAACCAUCAGUCUGAAAUGAUUUGCACUACAGAACUGUCAGUACUGGAUUAGUGUCCAUUCACACUGUGAAAACCAUUUUGUUGAGCCUCACUGGUGCAGGCACUACAAAACUUACAGAAGCAACACGUUUCUAUGCACUCCAGCGCAUUGGGACCCAGUCAAAUCCGAGCGCACCCGAGUACUGGUCUGUGCAAGUAACCAACCUAUCAUAACAUAUCAAGACUUACAUUACAGGUAAAGAAUAAAGAGUAAGCUCAGACUAAAUCAA
This is a messenger RNA of Misgurnus anguillicaudatus (oriental weatherfish), 3100 nucleotides long. It is a transcript of the gene clcn5a, whose product is annotated as chloride channel, voltage-sensitive 5a. Gene Ontology annotation, cellular component: early endosome; plasma membrane; Golgi apparatus. Lineage: Eukaryota; Metazoa; Chordata; Actinopteri; Cypriniformes; Cobitidae. Gene Ontology annotation, molecular function: voltage-gated chloride channel activity. Gene Ontology annotation, biological process: chloride transport; transmembrane transport. The record is from RefSeq and is a predicted model, not a curated record.